ACAAAAACGCUGCACAGGAACAAAAGAAGAAGGAGAAAUAAAUAAAUAGAGCAGAGGAGAGAUAAGGACUGGCAGCUUCUGCGAUUGCUGGGCAGCAUCUCGAACUGGGAUACUGAUAGACACGGCACAGAGAGGAUAACGAGAGAGAGAGAGAGAGAGAGAGAGAGAGAGGUAUCGAGAAAAGAGCGGGGUAAGAGAAGGGAAAAAGCAACCGAGAGAGAGAGAGAGUGAGAGAGAGAGAGAGAGAGAGAUAGAUAGAGAGAGAGAGAGAGAUAGAGAGAGAGAGCGAUGGGUAUCGGUACGGAACUAGAGAUCGAGCCCCAGGAACCCCAGCAGCCUGGCUCCAGUUUGCCAGAGGAGACCCCGCCAGCACCCUCUUGCAGCAUGGAUGACAACACCCUGCUGAAAACCUACAAGUGGCACACCGGCACAAAGCCAGGCGUCGAGGGAUUAAAAGCCGAGGGGGUGAGCGGGGAGAAGGGGGGCACCAAGUGGGCCAAGAUGCAAACCUGGCGCAAGGCUCUCAGCGAGGACUCCGGGAGCGACAGUGCGACAAAGCGGAACAAAAACGUCAGCGCCACAGCGCCCCCUAGCAAAGCGGAGGACCCAGCCGGCGGCCAUGAAAAGCCUCCCCGCAAGUCGCCCUUCAGGAGAGCCCUGUCCGAGCCCCCCGGGUCCAUGAUGGCAGUGAUGAGUUCCAGCAAGGAGCAGCAGAGGAGCCCAGAGGGACAGUCCCCCAGCGAGGGGCCCCAGCAAAAGGGGGCCCUUCUCCGCAAGUACCUCAGAUCGGUAUCCCAGCGCUUCCGCAAGCCUCGGGCUCAGAACAAACCAGAGGCCACUGCAUCCAUGGACAUCAGCACAGACGAGCCUGCGGUUGCCCCCCUCCCCCUUCACCUGUCCUGGGCCCCCCCUCAGGAGGUGCCAGUCUGGGACAUUAGUAGCUGCAGCCUGCUGGACGGACGCAUGGUCAUCUCACGUGAGGAUGAGCCAGUCUAUCGAAUCCGGAACAGAGUGAGCAGCUGCCUGUCUCAUUUAAACCUGGCUGGGAGUCGCUGCAAUCUGGAGGGUCCCACUGAAAAUGCAUCACCUUUGGGUCAGAAGCCAAAGGGCCAGUCUGAGGGAGGGGUCAAGGGGAUGAUUAUCAGGAGGUUCAAGCAGGGUCCUCUUGCCAGGAGCAGCAGUCAACUGAACGACGUCAAUGGCUCCUUAGACAGCGUGAGGCCGGCGAGUGUCCUCGGUUCGCGGGAGUCCCUGACGAUGCCCGUUAGCAUGGCAGAAAGCCUCGAUCUGAGCAACGACAAAAACAUCGUCAUUCGCCCGCUCCACAGCAGCAUCCUGGGGGAGAAGUACUGCUUCGAGGUGAUCAACGCGGAGGGGAGCCGAUGUUUCGGGUGCACAUCUGCAGCGGAGCGAGACCGCUGGAUUGAGAACCUGCGGAGAGCAGCUCAGCCCAACAAGGAUAACUGCGAGCGCACGGAGAAUAUGCUGAGCUUCUGGGUGAAUGACGCCAAGGACCUGGCACCCAAGAAGAGGUACUUCUGGGAGCUGCACCUGGACGGGAGCCUGUACGCCAGGACCACCAGCAAGACGAACACCACGGGCACCCUCUUCUGGGGGGAGCUGUUUGAGCUGGACAACCUGCCCCCGGUUUCCCAGCUCACCCUGCACCUCUUCCGGGACGAGGAGAGCAAGAAGAAGUCCAAGGAGGACAACUCUCCUCUGGGGAGCGUCUCCAUCUCGCUCCCCGAGCUCACCGGGAGGCAGUUCGUGGAGCGCUGGUACCCCGUCGCCGGGCACUCUGGCAAGGAGAGGAACAGGGAGGGAGGGGCGGUGGUGGCGUCUAUCAGGAUCAAGGCCCGCUACCAGAACGUCAAGGUCCUGCCCAUCGAGCAGUACAAGGAAUUCGCAGAGUACAUCACCUUCAACUACAUGGAGCUCUGCACGGGGCUGGAGCCAGUCAUCUCGGUCAAGGAGAAGGAAGAGCUGGCCUGUGCUCUGGUGCAUGUGCUGCAGAGCAUUGGCAAAGCCAAGGAUUUCCUGAAGGACCUGGGCAUCGCGGAGGUGGAUCGAUUCGGUGAGAAGGAGUCCCUGAUCUUCAGAGAGAACACGCUGGUCACCAAGGCCAUCGACGAGUACAUGAAGCUGGUGGGGCAGAAGUACCUGAUCGACACGCUCGGGGACUUCAUUACCGGGCUGUACCAGUCGUCGGUGAGCUGUGAGGUGGACCCACAGAAGUGCUCCCCCAGCGAGCUGCAGGAACAGCAGCAGCACCUGCGUAGCGGCUGUGAGGAGGCUUUCCAGAGGAUUACAGAGGCCUACAGCUCAUUCCCAGGGGAGCUGAACGAGAUCUUCUCAUGCUGGCAGGAGGAAUGCUCAAUCCGGGAGAAACGGGACAUCGGCACGCGGCUCAUCUGCGCCUCGCUCUUCCUGCGCUUCCUGUGUCCCGCCAUCAUGAGCCCCAGCCUCUUCGGCCUGACGCAGCAGUACCCCCCCGACGGGACGGCCCGGACCCUCACCCUCACCGCCAAGGUCAUCCAGAACCUGGCCAACUUCACCCCCUUCGGGGAUAAGGAGGAGUACAUGCUGUUCAUGAACGAGUUCCUGGAGCAGCACUGGGAUCGGAUGCGCGCUUUCCUGCAGGAUGUCUCGAACCCGGACAGCGAGGUCCACAUGUCUCGCUUCGACGGCUACGUGGACCUGCCACUUCAACUGUCCAUUCUGCACGAGCUGCUGUGCGCCAUCAUAGCACCUAUAGACCAGCCCGCCAUCGACAAGCUGCACCCGCUCCCUUCCGUCCUGAACAGGAUCACAGACUCGCUGGGCAGCAGCGCUCCGAGAAUAAGCAUCGGCAGCAUGAUUGUUGAGCAGAGCAAACCGGUGUACGUGCCUCCCAAAGACCUAGUGAAGUACAGCCCGGUGAACAACUCCAUGCAGCAGAUCUACUGCGAGGACAAGUACCGAGCUCUGGGCAAGGAGCGCAGGGCAGUGCAGCGCACCCAGAGCGUGCCAGCCAGGAACAAGACUCACAAGGGCCUCCCUGCCCGCCAGGCCAGCACGGAGGAGCUACCCCCCUAUCCGGAGACCCCCCAGCUAGACAUCUCCUACCCAGCCAGCAGGCAGGACCGCCAGACUCAGGACCAGGCUGGGAUGAAACAGCUAUCCAAGACCGUUCCCUGGAUUAACCCACCUCCCGAAUCCUUGGUAGACAAGAAAGAGAAUGAGGGAUUACACCCACUGGAAAAGCACGAUCAGGAGCUGUCAGAACUGCGCAGAGAUCUGGACUCAGCGGCAGACAGAGAAAUGGAGCUGGCAAAAAGGCUGGAGGACUUCAUCGCUCAGAGCCAGGACCAGAAUGCACUGCUGCACAGCCAGGUGCAGGAGCUGAGAGGCCAGCUGGAUGCCAGGGAUGAGCAGCUCGCCAGCACCACCUUCAGGCUGGGGGUGAUUGAAGAGGAGCGGGGAGAGGAUCUGGACAAGCUGAGCGCUGCCUCGGCUGCUCUGGAGAGAAUGAACAUGCUGGAACAACAAUACGCCGAUUUGGUUAACGUCAUUAACCAGCUGAAGGAGGCUCAAGCGUCGAAUCAGACCAGCAACCACGUCGCUCCUUCAAACCCCGAGAAGGAACCACUAGAGAACAGGGAUGAUGAGACCAAGGGACCUUAGCUCUUUCUACAAGCAUUCUCCAGGGGCACCUCACAGAUGGACCCAAAACAUUCUGGCAUUCUACCCGGGCGCCUAAAGCCCUCCACAUCAUUCUGAAAUGCCGCGAUUGAAUUUAUUUAGGGUGUACAAUUUCAAACUUAAUCUGCAGCAGAUUAGAAUUGUUACAUUUGUCCUUUGCUGUGUAAGCAUGAAGGAAUCCCUGAUGUAGUUUAAUUCCUCGAAGGAGCAUCAAACUGCAUACAAAACCAAAGCACAAGCAUCUAUGAAGUUAGGCAGAGGCAUAGGCUGGGAUAGGAUGGUGUUUGAAUUCUUUAUCACUGUUAUUUAUUAUGAAUAUAAGCCUUGUGCUGAAUCUGUAUCGUCCGUCAUCUUGAAGUGCAUUAGUGACGUCGACCAAUACGUUGGACCACACACACAAUAUUUACUAUUAAGCACGGCCCUAUAAACACACAGCUUCACACUGUAGACUAUAGAAGCACCCAUCACUGCAGUGUAUCUGCAUUUGGUAGCAUGUGGAUGCGUUUUAGCCAGGAUCGGUUCAUUUCAGCGUGAUACAGCUUUGCAGAUCAGCUCUCCCUUAUUGUUUUGUUGGGAUUCGCUGAUUCACAAACCUGGUUCAUUCCCAGUUAAGCCAUGUUGAUUGUAGAUUGCCACACACUUGACUGCACCAUAAUAUUGCAUGCAAAUGUCUCUUCGAUAAUUCCCUGCUAUUGAUAUUUGCAUGAUUUUUUUUUACAUGCAAGUCAGAUUGCGGGACUGUUCUGGAUGUUGUCUUGGGUAGUAGGAGUUUGAAUUUAUAUAGAAACAGAGUCCUCAAAGGCUGGUCCAGCGAUGGGAAGAGUAACACAGCCAGCCAGUGGGGUAGAGAGAGGGGAGCAAUCAGCAUUGUGAAGUCAAUUUACAACUCCACCAAGGAAAUCCCAGCCCCUUCAGCGUUGCAACCAGAGAUUUUUUUUACAAAUGCAUCUAAUUUUGCCACCAUGUAAUGUAUUGAAGAUUUUCUUUUUCUUGAAUAAUGAACCUUGAUCAAAGUUUCCCAAUAACGAUUCUAUUUCGAGUACCGUAAAAAUCUGUGUAUAAGUCGCACCAGUGUAUAAGUCGCGCCUGCCCCUUUUUGAGACAACAAUUUCAGGAAGAAGCCUAUAGGGCACACCAGUGUAUAAGUUGCUUCCCCCCUUUUAGGACCCCCUAAAAACACCUAGAAAAUAGACUUAUACAAAGGUUUUUACAGUAUGUGAGUAUUCGAGGACUCGCUAUAACUCUACUGGUACAGCUGUAUUAUUGUCACGGUUAUGAUGGAUUUCUGUUAAAUGUAUCCAGUGCUGUGCAAUAUGUAGUUACCUGUGAAAAUUCCUAUUUCUGAAAUAAGUGUAACUAUGCCUAUUUUUUAUUAAAAUAAAUACAGAAAAUGUUUGCCUUAUUGACGCACUACCUGUUUAUGUUAAAGUGCAUCAGGAACCUGGCAGCCGGUUUAGUUUGCUUCCAGUUAAUGCUUGGGCACACUGCAGAGAGCUGCACGAUUUCUUUGAAAUGUCUUCAACGAAAAAGACACCAGCUGCAUCAAAGAUCGGAAAUAUUUCUACUGAAGAUCACUCUGUCAUUGUAUUAUUAUUAUUUUUUUACAUGUAUUUAUGUUUUUAUUUUGGUUACUAAUUCACUGAUGGUGAAAAUAGAAUGUUUAAAAAGCAGACGUAAAAAACAAAAUAUUCCAAAAUUCUGCAUUUACUGUUCAGGAAAGCAUUUAAACAUUUAGAAACAUUUGUUGUACAAUAACUCUGGAGAAAAUGGUCAAUUUGACAAUGUGACAAAGCUAUCUAUUUUUCUGCUUUAAUAAAUAUUAUGUUAUUAUUCAUGAAAUAUGUUAAAAUACCUAUUCUAAAGAAUGCCGUUUUCUGUCAUGAAAGAAAUGCAGCCCUACCUAUUGGGCAGCAGGUUGAUGGCUUGGAGGACUGCAUUAGCGAGCGACUCUGCUGUGAGAUGAAUAGAUGGAUCAAUAAAUAGCAACUAGGGCAUUGUUCAUUGAGGUGCAGCACUGCAUGGAAUGAAGCAGAUUCAUGGUUGUGGGUUGCAAUAUGUGAAGAUGCAGUUGUGUAAUAUGGGGAUUCAUUUCAGGACUUUAGGUUGGAAACAUGGACAGUGAUUCCAUUACAGAACCCAUAAUGAGCUAAGAAGGUUUUCUGGGAUGAACUGCAAUGCUGAAGUGGUCAUGUCUUUCUGAUCUUGAUUGCAUUUCCCUGCUUCUCAUGCCAUGAUGCCUGCAGCUGGUUCGUUGUUUGUUAUCAUUUAAUCACUUUUAUUAUACAUGUCUUCAAACUCGUCUGUAUAACAACAUGAAUGAUGCUUUCAGGGGCUGGGAAAGGAAGGGAAAAAAAAAAACCUUGUAGAUUAAAUUGUGUUUUUUAUCAA
This is a messenger RNA of Acipenser ruthenus (sterlet), 6069 nucleotides long. RefSeq names its product ras GTPase-activating protein nGAP-like. The record is from RefSeq and is a predicted model, not a curated record. The transcript has 18 exons. Gene Ontology annotation, biological process: regulation of GTPase activity. NCBI's taxonomy places the organism in Eukaryota, Metazoa, Chordata, Actinopteri, Acipenseriformes, Acipenseridae. Bases 289 to 3663 code for a protein of 1124 amino acids.